UUUGAGAUCUCUUUUAUUUCCUCUUUGUAUUGCCAGCCAAAUAUCUUUGUUUAAAGAGGAAGCCUCGUUGAAUACAUGAAUACGUUGAAAUAUUUUUUUUAUACGCGACGGCUUGGUUUCUUUACAGUCUACUUCGGAAUUAGAACACAAAUAGAUCGCAUUUUUGGUCAGGCUUUCUCCGAAGAUGCCCGAUUUGGGCCUCUAUGCAUUGUGGUACCUUCCCCGCUCUUCUGUUGGGAUCCACCGCUAACGUGAAGCUGUGGUGAGGGCCCAGAGUUUCUUCAGACAUGGCCGUGAGGGAGUCUUUUAACCCUGAAAGCUAUGAGCUGGACAAGAACUUUAGACUCACACGCUUUGCUGAGCUCAAGGGCACAGGCUGCAAGGUGCCCCAAGAUGUGUUACAGAAGCUGCUAGAGACCCUACAAGAGAACCACUGCCAAGAGGAUGAACAGUUCCUGGGGGCAGUUAUGCCUCGAUUAGGAAUAGGCAUGGACACAUGCGUGAUCCCUCUUAGACAUGGAGGCCUUUCUCUAGUUCAGACUACAGAUUACAUCUACCCCAUUGUGGAUGACCCCUACAUGAUGGGGAGAAUUGCUUGUGCUAAUGUUCUCAGUGACCUGUACGCCAUGGGAGUGACGGAGUGCGACAACAUGUUGAUGCUCCUGGGAGUCAGCAACAAAAUGUCAGAGAAGGAGAGAGACAAAGUCAUGCCACUGAUCAUCCAGGGAUUCAAGGAUGCAUCAGAGGAAGCAGGCACAUCUGUAACAGGAGGACAGACGGUGCUCAACCCUUGGGUAGUGAUGGGAGGAGUUGCUACAACAGUCUGCCAGCCCAACGAAUUUAUCAUGCCAGACAAUGCUGUGCCAGGGGACGUGUUGGUGUUGACCAAGCCACUUGGAACACAAGUGGCUGUAGCAGUACAUCAGUGGCUAGAUAUUCCUGAGAAGUGGAACAAGAUCAAACUGGUGGUAACCCAGGAAGAUGUAGAGCUGGCCUACCAUGAAGCCAUGAUGAACAUGGCUCGGCUCAACAGGACAGCGGCUGGCCUCAUGCACACCUUCAAUGCCCACGCAGCCACCGACAUCACAGGGUUCGGCAUCCUCGGCCAUGCUCAGACAUUGGCACGACAACAGCGAAGUGAGGUGUCAUUUGUCAUCCACAAUCUCCCAGUGCUCGCCAAGAUGGCUGCUGUGUCCAAGGCCUGUGGGAACAUGUUUGGUCUCAUGCAUGGCACCUGCCCUGAAACAUCAGGAGGCCUGCUCAUCUGUCUUCCCCGGGAGCAGGCUGCCCGCUUCUGUGCUGAAAUCAAAUCUCCAAAAUAUGGAGAGGGCCACCAAGCGUGGAUCAUCGGAAUUGUAGAGAAAGGAAACCGCACUGCUCGUAUCAUUGACAAACCACGGAUCAUAGAAGUGGCACCGCAAGCUGCCACACAGAAUGUCAACCCGACUCCCGGUGCAACUUCUUAAUCAUCCUUGCUGAAUUAUAAACCGGAACCCAGAAGCUCUGCUGAGUGAUUUUAGACAUAAACUACAAAAUCAUCCUAGAGUGUUGAAAUGUAUACACCGAAUAGCUCACAGUACACAGAAAAGACUGGGUUGGCGUGUACCUACAUGAAAAACAGCCCCACACAGUGGCCCAGAGAGCAUGUCAUCACCCAGUGGACUGAGCCUGCAGUAUUUCCCAUGAUAACCCAUAAGAAAUAGAGCAUACAUUGAAUCCAUUUGCCAUUUGUGUCUGUUGUAUUCUGUUAUAUUAAACAUGCUUGACUGGCAGACAGCUUAGAAUGAUGAUGAUAAUAAUAACCAGAUACUGCUGAUUCAUUUUGAAUCUUAGGAAGUCUGGCAUCUGUUGCCUCUUUUAAAACUGUUCUCAUCAAGUAAGCGGACAGUGACACGGUGUGCCCGUUUGUCCAUUCACUUUGUACAGUUAUAAAGCCUAGUUUUAGUUCAUUGUUGAAACUGAUGCUUUGAAAGAAACUGUGUGACCAGAAUGGUUUGUGUUUUUUUAUUACUUUGACCUUUUUGUAUUGUCCCCACCUAAACUAAUAAAUAUUCAA
This is a messenger RNA of Monopterus albus (swamp eel), 2056 nucleotides long. RefSeq names its product selenophosphate synthetase 1 (gene sephs1). Gene Ontology annotation, molecular function: selenide, water dikinase activity; ATP binding. Gene Ontology annotation, cellular component: cytoplasm. Lineage: Eukaryota; Metazoa; Chordata; Actinopteri; Synbranchiformes; Synbranchidae. The record is from RefSeq and is a predicted model, not a curated record. Gene Ontology annotation, biological process: L-selenocysteine biosynthetic process. The transcript has 10 exons. The coding region runs from base 288 to 1466 and encodes 392 amino acids.